UUCAGGUUGGAAAUACCACUGUAGUCCACGGCUUUUGUCCAUGUUUAAGUGCUUUGGUAAAAGAAAAAGACGAGGAGGGGCUAAGUGGAGAAGAGGGCGUAGAUCUAACAAAUUGGGCUGUGAAUCGUAGCUAAUUUAGCUGCACAGGGAAACGCAGUGUCCAGCUAAACAUAGCCGUGAGACGAAGCCCCUUCCAGAGAAGUUUUAGGGUUCGAAACGAGCUCUGUGCCAUCCCUUUUCGAAAGUCGAAGCUCAACUCCGAUUCUCUUCUCUCUGCCGCGUCUCUCUGCCGUCGCUGCAGAUUUCUCGUCGGCAAUCAUGUCUGGAAAGAAGAAAGUUAGAGAAGUCAAGGAGGAGAAUGUCACCUUGGGUCCUACCGUGAGGGAAGGAGAGCAUGUAUUCGGAGUUGCCCAUAUCUUUGCCUCCUUCAACGACACCUUUGUUCACGUGACUGAUCUGUCAGGAAAGGAAACCAUCUGCCGUGUCACCGGUGGAAUGAAAGUGAAGGCGGAUCGUGAUGAGUCCUCUCCCUACGCAGCUAUGCUUGCUGCUCAGGAUGUUGCUCAAAGAUGCAAGGAGCUAGGAAUCACUGCACUUCACAUCAAGCUCCGUGCCACUGGUGGAAACAAAACUAAAACACCAGGUCCCGGCGCUCAAUCUGCUCUCCGUGCCCUGGCUCGUUCAGGGAUGAGGAUUGGCCGCAUUGAGGAUGUCACGCCUAUUCCUACUGACAGCACCCGAAGGAAGGGUGGUCGCAGGGGUCGUCGUCUGUAGAUUUUGCAUCUACUUUUGGUGUCCAGAGUUGCCAUCGAUUUGAUAGUAAAGCUUACGGGACUUCCUUUUUAUCAUGGUUCUUCGAAAGAAUUUUGCUAUCUCUCCGUGUUCACCCAUUUUCCAACAACCGUAAUCGGUACAUAGGGCUCUACAAGACUCCAUGUCUAGCAUCGAUCUUGAGCUCUAAGAGUUUUCCCUGGCUGGUGUAUCUGAUGAGUUGGAUCUGCGAUGAUCUCGUGCUAGUAGAUCUAUAGAAGGCAAGGCUGUCAGGCUUUGCAAUUGUGGACCCAUUAUAAUUGAGUACAAGAAAUUAUUUGAAGCGCCAGCUAGUCGCGACCCAACAAAUUGUAAUCAAGUCUCUAUGGUAUCAUCACUAUGGUAUUACCCG
This is a messenger RNA of Marchantia polymorpha subsp. ruderalis, 1162 nucleotides long. The record is from the annotation of a GenBank genome assembly. NCBI's taxonomy places the organism in Eukaryota, Viridiplantae, Streptophyta, Marchantiopsida, Marchantiales, Marchantiaceae.